AUGGCCGGUGAAGAUCCACUCCCUUCUCCACGAAACCCUAACAUCCCAACUACCUCUUCUACCUUCGACUUGUCGUUUCCACCAUCAAUGUCGCUUAAUCCUACUGUUCUUGAACAAUACACCAACUCUUAUUUUCUUCACCAUUCCGAUAGCACCAAUCUUGUUAUUGUCUCCAAUUUACUCACUGAAACGAAUUACACAUCUUGGAGUCAAGUUAUGGUCAUCGGUCUCAUUGUGAAGAACAAAUUGGGGUUUGUUGAUGGAUCCAUUCCACGUUCAACAGGUGAUUUGCUCAGUUCUUGGAUUAUCUGCGAUGGUGUAGUCACUGCCUGGAUUCUCAAUUCAUUACCCAAGGAGAUAUCUAUAAGCAUCAAUUUCGCUGAUUCUGCUCGGAAAAUUUGGGUUGAUCUUCAAGAACGAUAUCAAUGCAAGAAUCGUCCAAGAGUCUUCCAACUUCGACGUGAGUUAUCGAAUCUUUAUUAA
This is a messenger RNA of Benincasa hispida (wax gourd), 483 nucleotides long. The record is from RefSeq and is a predicted model, not a curated record. NCBI's taxonomy places the organism in Eukaryota, Viridiplantae, Streptophyta, Magnoliopsida, Cucurbitales, Cucurbitaceae.